CUUUCCCCUUACAGCAUCUAUUUAUUCACACCUCGACUCACUCCCUGGAACACAACAGUAAAGAAAGAUAUCAAGAAACUCCAUUUUUGUUAAGGCAUAAAUUAAGGAUAGUACUGGCAAAAAUACAACUAUUUUUCUUUUAUUAUGUUGUCUUAAGUUAGAGAAGUUGGAAAAAGGGUGUCUAAUUCGACUUUUCUUGAUUUUAAAGCAAGAAAUGUCCACUAUGUGGCUCUUCAUUGUGGGGUUUCUUUUUGUGGUUUCCUGUGUCCAUGGCAAUGAACAAGGAUGGAUUCAAGCUCAUGCCACUUUCUAUGGAGGUGGUGAUGCUUCAGGGACCAUGGGUGGGGCAUGUGGUUAUGGGAAUUUGUACAGUCAAGGGUAUGGUACAAACACAGCAGCAUUGAGUACAGCACUGUUCAACAAUGGGUUGAGCUGUGGGGCCUGCUUUGAGUUGAAGUGUGUGAAUGACCCAAAGGGGUGCCUAGGAGGGUCAAUAGUGGUCACAGCCACCAAUUUCUGCCCGCCAAACUAUGCCCUCCCAAAUAAUGCAGGUGGGUGGUGCAACCCUCCAUUGCACCAUUUUGACCUCUCUCAGCCUGUUUUCCAACAAAUUGCCCAGUACAGAUCUGGGAUUGUUCCUGUUGCUUACAGAAGGGUACCCUGCAAGAAGAGAGGAGGUAUCAGAUUUACUCUGAAUGGUCACUCAUACUUCAACUUAGUCCUAGUGACUAACGUAGGAGGUUCAGGGGAUGUCCAUGCAGUUUCAAUUAAAGGCUCAAGAACAGAUUGGCUACCCAUGUCUCGUAAUUGGGGUCAAAAUUGGCAAAGCAACUCCUUUCUUGAUGGCCAAAUCCUUUCCUUCAAGGUCACCACCGGCGACGGCCGCACCGUCGUCUGCAUCAACGUUAUCCCCGGCAGCUGGUCCUUCGGCCAAACUUUCACCGGCGCCCAGUUCACUUAAUUAAUCCGUCAACAAUCAAUACUAUAAAAGAAUAGUAUGUGCAAGUGUUGUGUCAUAGGAUUUUUCUACUAGUGAUUAGUAUUAGUGUUGAAAUUAUGGGAAGGGCUUGUUUUAAAGUGGCUCUUAUCCAUUUGUUUAGGGUGUUCAUGAGGCCACCUAAUUCGAAUUCUUAAUACACAGUUCGAAUUGUGACCUUUUAACUACUGAAUUGUCUGUCUAAGUAAGACAUUAUUAGGGAGUUAAUAUGUAUAAAGUCGUAUAUUUCUGUCAAAUGUCAUUUUAGGACGACAGAAAUUAGGCAGAGGUGGAAUGAUUUUAUUGUUGGUCACCACCCGCUGUAGUAGUACUUCAUGGUAAGGGUAAUAGUAAUUAUGGUGAAGCCUCUUCUUCUUC
This is a messenger RNA of Nicotiana attenuata, 1354 nucleotides long. RefSeq names its product expansin-A15-like. The transcript is spliced from 3 exons. The record is from RefSeq and is a predicted model, not a curated record. Gene Ontology annotation, cellular component: extracellular region. The coding region runs from base 215 to 961 and encodes 248 amino acids. Lineage: Eukaryota; Viridiplantae; Streptophyta; Magnoliopsida; Solanales; Solanaceae. Gene Ontology annotation, biological process: plant-type cell wall organization.